CGCCGCCUGACGCCGCCCGACGCCGGCAGCGCAGGUCACGGCGCCGAGGGUGGGGCGCGGGCGUAGUGGCGCCGGCAGCCGCGGGUGCGCGCGGGCCGUGAGUGUGCGCUUUUGAGUCGCGGCGGAAGGAGCCCGGCCGCCGCCCGCCGGCAUGAGCUACGACCGCGCCAUCACCGUCUUCUCGCCCGACGGCCACCUCUUCCAAGUGGAGUACGCGCAGGAGGCCGUCAAGAAGGGCUCGACCGCGGUUGGUGUUCGAGGAAGAGACAUUGUUGUUCUUGGUGUGGAGAAGAAGUCAGUGGCCAAACUGCAGGAUGAAAGAACGGUGCGGAAGAUCUGCGCUUUGGAUGACAAUGUCUGCAUGGCCUUUGCAGGCCUCACCGCCGAUGCAAGGAUAGUCAUCAACAGGGCCCGGGUGGAGUGCCAGAGCCACCGGCUGACUGUGGAGGACCCAGUCACUGUAGAGUACAUCACCCGCUACAUCGCCAGUCUGAAGCAGCGUUAUACGCAGAGCAAUGGGCGCAGGCCGUUUGGCAUCUCUGCCCUCAUCGUGGGUUUCGACUUUGAUGGCACUCCUAGGCUCUAUCAGACUGACCCCUCAGGCACAUACCAUGCCUGGAAGGCCAAUGCCAUAGGCCGGGGUGCCAAGUCAGUGCGCGAGUUCCUGGAGAAGAACUAUACUGACGAAGCCAUUGAAACAGAUGAUCUGACCAUUAAGCUGGUGAUCAAGGCACUCCUGGAAGUGGUUCAGUCAGGCGGCAAAAACAUUGAACUUGCUGUCAUGAGGCGAGAUCAACCCCUCAAGAUUUUAAAUCCUGAAGAAAUUGAGAAGUAUGUUGCUGAAAUUGAAAAAGAAAAAGAAGAAAACGAAAAGAAGAAACAAAAGAAAGCAUCGUGAUGAAUAAAAUGUCUUUGCUUGUAAUUUUUAAAUUCAAAUCAAUCAUGGAUGAGUCUCGAUGUGUAGGCCUUUCCAUUCCAUUUAUUCACACUGAGUGUCCUACAAUAAACUUCAGUAUUUUUUAACCUGU
Molecule: messenger RNA, 1028 nt
Organism: Nomascus leucogenys (northern white-cheeked gibbon)
Lineage: Eukaryota; Metazoa; Chordata; Mammalia; Primates; Hylobatidae
Gene: PSMA7
Product: proteasome 20S subunit alpha 7
Biological process (GO): ubiquitin-dependent protein catabolic process
Cellular component (GO): proteasome core complex, alpha-subunit complex; proteasome core complex; nucleus
Source: RefSeq, a predicted model, not a curated record